CUCAGCUCAGAGGGAGGAAGGACGGCAGAGCUGACAGGACAGGACGGCAGUGCUCCUGAGCGUUUCUGGAGCAGAAGCUCUUCCCCCAGAGGGAGGGACGCACCGGGCAGCAGGCACCAUGGAGCCCCCGUCGGCCCCUCCCCGAGGAGGACGCGUCCCCUGGCAGGAGGUCCUGCUGGCAGUCUCACUCUUAACCUUCUGGAACCCGCCCACCACUGCCCAAGUCACUGUGGAAUCGGUGCCGCCCAGUGUUGCUGAAGGGAAGGAUGUUCUUCUGAUCGUCCACAAUCUGCCUGGGGAUCCAGUAGGCUAUGGCUGGUUCCGAGGGGAAACUGUAGAGCCCAGCAGUCAAAUUGUAUCAUAUGCAGUAGACACAAAUGUAACUACCCCAGGGCCUGCACACAGCGGCAGAGAGACAAUAUACCCCAAUGGAUCCCUGCUGUUCCAGAACAUCACCCUGAAUGACACAGGAUACUACACCAUACAAAUCACAAAGAGAAAUGUUCAAGUUGAUCAAGGAACAGGACAGCUGCGCGUAUUCCGGGCUGAGACCCAUGUUCUAUCCCUCUGACCACCAGCCCCUCAGGCCACUGCCAGAGAGAAAACUGGUGGCCAGUGCACACACAUCUGAGGAGAGCCAGUGGAGUGAGGUCGGGGAGCAAUCGCCCGAUGUACAAAUGGAUCCCAUGACUGCUAGAAACAUCGUGUACUAGUUCAGAAGAAAACUUCUCAACGUCCUUCUGACCAUCAGGGAUUCAAGGAGAUGGCUGUUGAACUCCCAUGGAAAGGGUGCCGGCAGAAGAAGAAAGACUUCCCAGAAAUUAAAAAAACAAAUAAACACACAAAAAAUUGA
Messenger RNA from Mirounga angustirostris (Northern elephant seal), 853 nucleotides. Its product is annotated as carcinoembryonic antigen-related cell adhesion molecule 6-like. The transcript is spliced from 3 exons. Gene Ontology annotation, biological process: regulation of immune system process; signal transduction. Gene Ontology annotation, cellular component: cell surface; plasma membrane. The record is from RefSeq and is a predicted model, not a curated record. Lineage: Eukaryota; Metazoa; Chordata; Mammalia; Carnivora; Phocidae. Gene Ontology annotation, molecular function: protein tyrosine kinase binding. The coding region runs from base 119 to 571 and encodes 150 amino acids.